This is a messenger RNA of Dendronephthya gigantea, 5125 nucleotides long. RefSeq names its product chondroitin sulfate ABC exolyase-like. Bases 775 to 4506 code for a protein of 1243 amino acids. The record is from RefSeq and is a predicted model, not a curated record. Gene Ontology annotation, biological process: carbohydrate metabolic process; glycosaminoglycan catabolic process. The transcript is spliced from 6 exons. Lineage: Eukaryota; Metazoa; Cnidaria; Anthozoa; Malacalcyonacea; Nephtheidae. Gene Ontology annotation, molecular function: carbohydrate binding; lyase activity. Gene Ontology annotation, cellular component: extracellular region.
UGAUUUUAUCUUCACUAUCAUGUGUGUCAAGGGGUGGAAACCUCUUAUUCAUUGCACAGAAUAAUACCAGCUUUCAUUUCAAGCUUUGAUAACUUGCACAUCACCAGAGACAUGUACAUAGUAUAUGCAUAAUAUGCACAUGCAAGUAUUUGAAAAUAUGCAAGAAUGAGAGGCAAGUUGACUUGAAGCUCAGCACACACUAAAACCUUCUUAGCAAAGUAUUAACUGUAGGAAUGUGCUUUAGCAUGUUGUGAACAUUAAGUUCAUGCACACAUUUAGCUUGGCAGAAAGCUCUAUUGUGUGCUGGGUUUUAUUAUUCUCUGGUAUGUCUCUUCCAGAUUAAUUUAUCCAACCACAUGUUGAUUCAUGAAGCAUGCAAUUAUAAAUCAUGUUUUUGAUAUUCUGCCUGAAAUAUUUCAAAAAGAGUUCUCACAGCAGAUUGCUUCUGCCCAUUGGGCUUAAGUUGUUCAACUAAGUUUAGGUGAAACUAAGUCUUGAUUAUAAAAGAAUGGGAAUUCAAUAUGAAUAGAUGUCCGGGUCAUGCAUGUUAAGGUGGUUGACAUGAUAGAAUAUUUCUAUGUUUGUACUGUGUGCACUCAACAAUGACUGAUUUGAAUACAAAAAUAAUGAGAAAUUUACAUCAGGAUUAUUUCUCAAAAAUAUUGUUCACAACAAUUUCGACAAAAUGGAAACCAGGAAUAAUAUGCGACGUUGAUUGAAGUGUGAGGCAUUUACCACAAUAAUCACGCGUCACGAGCACUAUUAUAACCAAUCAUGCUCAAUCCAAUGGCCUCCCACAACAAGAUAAAAAAGUUUUCAGUGAAAUCGUUGAUGACAAGAUCAUGGACAAUUUUUAUACUCCUGACUUGGGUUCUAAUAAUUGCUUUCUUUUGGAUCAUGGCCUCCGUCAUUCCUCACAAGUUUCAAAAUGAUCCCCUCCUCGACCAUAUACCUCAUGUGCUAUCCUUCGAGGAUCCUUCGGAGUUGAAUUUCUUUUCCUGUCCGAAGACUUCGAAAUUGACAAGGUCUUCAAAACAUUACAAAGACGGUUUCCACUCCAUGCUCUGGCGAUGGGCAUCUGGGGAUGAGCUAAAAUUGAAGUUGGGAGAACGAUUGGUAGGUGGGAGUGCUGGUAUAGUAUUUUGGGUCUACAGAAAUGAGUCUUCUCAUGGUAACCUUACUGUGUCGUUGAGGGAUUCUAUGUCACCUAAUGGUAAUACGAUUACAAUUGCGUUUAAUGUUUCACUGAAUUUCACUGGUUGGCGAGCAUCUUGGGUCACUUUGCGCGAGACAAAUAUUUAUCUGAAGAAACCAGGUUUUGAUGAAAUCAUCUUUUCAUCUCCUGUUGAGAAAAUUUCUUCUCAAAUGAUUUUCAUGGAUCUCCUAUGCUUCAUGGAUGAAAUAUCAAUGGAAUCACGUGACAGGAUAAUCCCACCAAUCAACGGAUCCAUCUACAAAAUAACGGACACAUGGCAACAAACUUAUAGAUGGAGUCUGAUCAAGCCACCCGAGGUGAACGGAACUGCUCCAUUGUCAGCCAAGGAAAAGCAACAAAUGAAUGAUUUAUAUUUGAUUGAAAAACGUCUCGUAAAUUGGUUUGCAAACGAGAGCAUCUCUCCGACACAGUUUAGAGGGAACGUGUUAAAACGAUGGGAAACUUUGGUUGCUAGAAAAUUUCAAAAAGCAAGACUCUAUCUGAAACGGCUGAAUAUUACUGUUAGCCACGACGGCGUAGUUACCGGAUCUCCGCUGUUUCAAAGGCGCUCGCAGUUUGGUCAUUCCGUCAAGUUCGCCCCAACAGGCGGGAAUAUUAAGUUAGGCAGUGUGACGUAUCUUAUUCUGCUACCUCUUACACUGGAGUACUAUUUCUCUUCUAAGAAACAUACGAUUCUUAACACAAUCAGGAAAGAGUUAGCGAAUAUCAACAGCAAGGGUAGAAGAGAUUUAGCUGUGAAACGAAUAACCAGCCAUGACUUCGAGUAUUCGCAGUUUCUUCUCUCAGAGCUGGGCAAUUUUAAAGCGCCUUUAACGCGACUUCAUUUCCGAAACUGCUUGCGUAAUCUUAACCAGAGAAAACUGGAGACAAUAUUCUUGCUAUUGAGGUAUAUCACGGAUCAAGGGUGGACGGAAGGGAGCGCAAUGGGAUCUUUGGAUCACGCUAUGAACAAAGUAGGAAACGGUUUCAUGAAUUCGAUGUUUCUUCUGAGAAAACAACUUGCUAAAGCAGGGAAACUGGAUGAGAUUCUCAGAACUAUGAGAUGGUACAACAACUUCGGUGCAAUUUAUCAAGAACAUUUCGAGUACAGCGGUGCGACCGCUGACAGACUUCGCACGUUUAUAGUAUAUCGAUUGGAAAUCAUCCUCAUGAGCCCAGAGCGGACCGUUCAUGAUGUUAGGGCAAAAUUACGUGACAUGGCUGCUUAUGUUCGCUGGUGUAAUAACGCUUUGCUUUCCCACCCCGCAUUCCAAGCUAUGUUUAAACCUGAUCUGUCUUGCUUUCAUCAUCUGGGUGUUUAUGGUUCAGAGUAUACCCCUGACGCGUUAAUAGAAUCCUCAAUGAUCUGGUAUCUUCUCCAGGGUACUUUAUUCUCCCUCAACGAUAACUCAAAAUCCAACCUACGCCAAGGACUGUUGUCGUACGGAAGGAUGGCUGUGAAAUACUCGUUGCCUAAUUCAAUAUGUGGUCGUUUCCCAAAUUAUUUUAAAGCUCGAUUAAUUUUUAUGCUUCCAGGUUAUGCUUUCUUUGCUAUUCGACCUCAAUAUAUAAGCAACACUGGACGGCUAGAGGCUGUCUCUCUGAGCAACGAUACUGAGAUGAUAAGAUUGUUUUUACGAUUAUACGAUCCACACAAUCCUAAAGUGUUAGAUUAUUUACGAUCAAGCGGAUUUUGUGGACAACGUGCCUACUCUGCCUCCAUCGGUUCCCUGCAAAUUCUUCAAACCAUUCACAGACGAGCGAAGAACGCACAAAUUCAGCCAGCCGAGCCUGAGAGAGGGCAUUGGGUACGAAACUUUGCGGCACUUUCUGUGCAUCGUCGUAGCCACUGGGUUGUCACAGUGAAAGGCUUCAGCAGAUUCAUUUGGGAUUUUGAGCAGAGUACCAAUCAAAACAUUUACGGCCGGUAUCAGUCACAUGGUGCAUUGCAGAUAUCGAAUAGUGAAGAAAGUUUGCAGUCAUACGAUGUUCAACAUGGUUGGGACUGGACACGAAUACCAGGAACCACUUCGAUAAAGCUAAGUUUGAAGGAACUUGCCGUGUCUGGUAACAGGUUUUAUCAACCUUCAAAGCUGGUCGGUGGAGUUGUACUUACAAGCAAGUCUCCAAGUUCGGCAAAUGGGGUAUUUGGAAUGAGAUUUCAUCAGCCUUUGUAUGGUGGGCGUCAUACUGGUCAUGAUGCAAGUGGCCACAAGAAUGACGACGGAAAAGAAACGAGGAUUACUUGUAGAACUGAGGCAUGCAAGCAACCCACUAGUAACAUGAGCAAGAAUGAUAAUACUUUAAACAAAAGCAUCUUCACAAAACAAAGGACUAAAUUCAACUUCAGAAAAUCGGUAUUUUUUUACAAUUCUUUGAUAGUUUGUCUUGGUAGUAACAUCAAUGCAGUGAAUAGUGAACCACGUCGAACUCAGACCACGCUGUUUCAGGAUAAGUACUUAUUCAAUCGUUCUGUCAUCUCCAUUAAUGGUAAAUUUCAUUCCCUCGGGAAAGACUUUACACAAGAGCUGAACGGUUCAGCAGCUAUAUUGGAUUCAAACGAGAAUGGAUACUAUAUUCCGAAAGAUAUGUCGGCAAAUGUCGGUAUUCGUCGACAACACUCGAAAACAUCCGAUGGUAAAACACGUACCAGUGCUAGGUAUGGCACUGUGUGGUUAGACCAUGGUGUAAAUCCUGUAUCAGCGAAUUAUGAAUAUGCCAUUCUUGUCGCAACAGACCUCGCUAACAUAGAAGCUCUGAGAAAGGCUCAAGCCUCUGAUUCACCAGUAUACAAAGUCCUUCACAAAAGUUCCAGGGCUCAUGUGGUUCGUUUUGAAGAGAACACAGCAGUUCCUGGUUUAACGUAUGGUUAUGUUUUCUAUGAUCCAAAAAAUCUGCAAUUGAUAGAGGGUCCUGUUGAAAGUGUUAGCGCAGAGUGCGUGGUUAUGGCCCAAAUUGAUGCUCCGAACUUUUCAAAUAUGAAUCUAAGUUUGAGUUCACCUGAUUUGAACUACAAUACGACGAAGAAACUUCGAGAUUCCUCGGAUAACGGCAUCAAUGAAUAUUUCUAUAUGAGAAGUCAACCUGUUAAUAUCACAGUAUAUCUGACGAGAUCAGUUGUUUCACAUAGAGUGUUGGUGAAUGGAAAAACUUUGCCAGAAUCAAGCUUCAAUCAUUAUGUAACUGUGAAACCUGGUGACCUGCAACACCCGACAGUUGGUGGUAGAGAGGUCGUUUUCAAGAAUCUAAUAAAUGGGGAAAGCGUUGAGGUCCAUCUCACAGCUGUUGAGAAAGACUAUCCUCUGAAUUGAAAUCUUUAGUCUUUUACAAUAUAGCUGUAAGGUCUCUUUUAUUAUCUUGUGAUACGAAAAGCCUCUUGCAUGAAAGGUCACCUGAUGAGGGGGCACUGGGCAGGGCGAGACUUAGGCAAGGUCAAAGUCUCAAAGAGUGUGAAUUCACAGCUUGUCCAAGUCUACAAACUUUGUAUGUUUUUUUUUACUUUUGUGAGUCUCUGUAUGCGAAUAUUUGAAGAUUAAAAGACGAAUAUCAGCCACUAUAAUUCACCAGUCAUAUGUAGGGCUCUGUAAUACCAACGUUUGCCUGGGGCGAGUUGCUGUUUGCGGUUGAAUUCAAUCAAAUAUUGAUCGAAUUCGUCAAAUAUUUGCAUGUUUAAUACCUGGGGAAAUUCUGAACAUGCCAAGGUUCAAAGCACCAAGGGUUGACCAAAUUGUUAUUGGUCUUGGCGUGUGUGCUGCUGUUGGAGGGACUGCUUACUGUCUGCACAAAUAUAUAUUAACUCCAUCUUUACAAAUGGCGGAGACAGCUAACAUGGACAUGGAAUGUCAGUCAGUCGAUGUACCGGGAAUGCCAGGUGCAAGGAGAAGUGUUCAUUCUGAGGAACUGAUAGAAUCGUAUGAUGGUAUAACAAUU